AUGCGCCGCUGGCCGCAGUGCCGGGACGAGCCCAACGGCACCGAGGCCGGCGCCAUGGGGCAGCGGGACAACGGGACGGGGCGGGCGGCGGAGGGCUGCAGCGCCGUCUCGGUGGCGUUCCCGCUGACCAUGAUGAUCACCGGCGUCGUGGGCAAUGCCCUGGCCAUGCUGCUGGUCUCCCGCAGCUACCGGGCCAAGGAGAGCCGGCGGAAGCGAUCCUUCCUGCUGUGCAUCGGCUCCCUGGCGCUCACCGACCUGCUGGGGCAGCUGCUGACCAGCCCCAUCGUCAUCUCCGUCUACUUGUCCGACCGCGCCUGGGACGCCGUCGACCCCUCGGGCCACCUCUGCGCCUUCUUCGGCUUCAGCAUGACCUUCUUCGGCCUCUGCCCGCUCUUCAUCGCCAGCGCCAUGGCCGUGGAGAGGACGCUGGCCAUCCGGGCGCCCCACUGGUACGCCAGCCACAUGAAGACGCGGGUGACGAAGGCGGUGCUGCUCGGCAUCUGGCUGGCCGUCUUCGCCUUCGCCCUCCUGCCCGUCGCCGGCCUGGGCCAGUACACGCUGCAGUGGCCCGGCACCUGGUGCUUCAUCGGCACCGGCGACAGCCAGCUCACCGGCAGCCUCUUCUUCGCCUCCACCUUCGCCGUCCUGGGGCUCCUCUCCCUCGUGGUGACGGUGGCCUGCAACCUGGCCACCAUCGAGGCCUUGGUGUCUCGUUGUCGGACCAAAGCGACCGCGUCCCGCUCCAGCAAGCAGUGGGGGCGAAUCGCCACGGAGACACUGAUCCAGCUCUUGGGGAUCAUGUGUGUCCUUUCGGCCUGCUGGUCACCGCUGCUGAUAACGAUGUUGAAGAUGAUCUUCAGCCACACAUCGUUUGAACGCUGCAAGGGAUUCUCCGGUGAAGCCCCAAGCUCAGAACUGCACAAAGAAUGCAAUUUCUUCUUGACAGCUGUGCGUUUGGCCUCACUAAACCAGAUACUGGAUCCAUGGGUUUACCUGCUACUCAGAAAGAUCCUCCUCCAGAAGUUCUGUCAAGCAGCCAAUGCUGUCUCCAAGUGCUCUAACAAUGAGUGGAAAGAGAGAUCAAUCACCUUGUCAGAGGAAAUCCGACGGACAACAGCAUGA
Haliaeetus leucocephalus (bald eagle) is the source of this 1122-nucleotide messenger RNA. RefSeq names its product prostaglandin E receptor 3 (subtype EP3) (gene PTGER3). The record is from RefSeq and is a predicted model, not a curated record. The transcript has 2 exons. Gene Ontology annotation, cellular component: plasma membrane. Gene Ontology annotation, molecular function: prostaglandin E receptor activity. Gene Ontology annotation, biological process: inflammatory response; adenylate cyclase-activating G protein-coupled receptor signaling pathway; phospholipase C-activating G protein-coupled receptor signaling pathway. NCBI's taxonomy places the organism in Eukaryota, Metazoa, Chordata, Aves, Accipitriformes, Accipitridae. Bases 1 to 1122 code for a protein of 373 amino acids.